Dentiscutata heterogama is the source of this 1356-nucleotide messenger RNA. The record is from the annotation of a GenBank genome assembly. Lineage: Eukaryota; Fungi; Glomeromycota; Glomeromycetes; Diversisporales; Gigasporaceae.
AUGGUGAACGAUACGGCCUUGGAAACCUUAUACAAAACCGUUGAUCAGAAUCAAGACGAUUAUGUUGAGAGGUUAAGAGAAGCUGUCGCCAUUCCAAGAUAUGAAGCUCGCGACAUAGGCUGCCACGAUAUGGAUGGUGUAAAUUUGCAACUGCCGCCCAUUAUUUUGGGUACUUAUGGCAACGAUCCUAAUAAAAAAACCAUUUUAGUCUACGGACAUUAUGAUGUUCAGCCUGCUUUACUUGAAGAUGGCUGGGACUCCAAACCUUUUGAUAUGAUCGAAACUCCCAAGGGUCAAUUAGUUGGCAGAGGUGCUAGCGAUGAUAAAGGACCUAUCAUUGGGUGGCUUAAUUGUAUUGAAGCACAUCAAAAUGCCGAUAUAGAGUUUCCUGUUAACUUGAAGAUCUGCUUCGAAGGGAUGGAAGAAAAUGGAUCAGAAGGACUUGAAGAAUUGAUUUCCAAAGAGGCUGACAAAUAUUUUAAAGAUGUGGACGCUGUAUGCAUCUCAGAUAACUACUGGUUAGGUAUGACUAAGCCUUGUUUGACGUACGGGUUACGUGGCAUUUGUGCAUAUAAAGUCACCAUAUCCGGUCCAGGAAAAGAUCUCCACUCGGGUGUCUUUGGUGGUACUGUCCAUGAGCCUAUGACUGAUCUAUUUCAUUUGUUCAGUAAACUGGUUACUCCAAGUGGUGAAAUUUUGGUUACGGGAGUUAAUGAUGACGUUGCACCACUGACUGAUGCAGAAAACCAGAUAUAUAAAUCAUUAGAAUUUUCAUUGAGCGAAUUGCACUCUGCUAUUGAAUCAAAGACAAACAUUUUCGACAAUGAAAUAGAAACAUUACAACACCGAUGGCGUUAUCCAUCACUUACGCUUCAUGGUAUUGAAGGUGCAUUUUCUAGUCCUGGAUUCAAAACUGUCUUACCUGCGAAAGUCACCGGAAAGUUCUCAAUUAGACUUGUUCCGAAUAUGGAUCCCAAUCGCAUUAAUGAACUGGUCGAAAAAUAUUUGAAAGAUGAAUUUGCGAAACUGGGUAGCAAAAACACUAUUAGUGUAGAGUGUUUACAUGGUGCCAAGCCAUGGAUUGCAAACCCUAAUCAUUGGAAUUAUGUUGCUGCCUCUAAAGCUGUUGAAAGAAUUUUCAAAUGCAAACCUGAUUUGACACGUGAAGGUGGUUCUAUUCCUGUUACUUUAACAUUUCAAGAUGCUUUGAAUAAGAAUGUUUUAUUACUUCCAAUGGGUCGUGGUGAUGACGGCGCACAUUCAAUUAAUGAAAAACUUGAUCGUUCAAAUUAUAUUCAAGGAAUUAAGUUAUUUGGUGCAUAUUUACAUGAAGUUGCUUCUUGUAAAGAUGAAUAA